AAAAGUUCGACCUCACUUUCUGCGGUCUCGGGAAAAGCCAACGAACUUCCCUCUUUUCCCAUAUCCUCAAUCGUCGGUUUCUUUUUCGUCAUUCCCUCGCAACAAUGGCGAUCAAGCACAACCAGCAGCUCCCCAACAACCACUUCCACAAGGACUGGCAGCGCCGCGUCCGCGUGCACUUUGACCAGGCCGGCCGCAAGUCUCGACGCCGCGCCGCCCGUCUGGCCAAAGCCGCUGCCGUUGCCCCCAGACCCGUCGACAAACUCAGACCCGUCGUGAGGUGUCCUACGAUCAAGUACAACCGCCGCGCCAGGGCCGGUCGGGGUUUCACCCUGAUGGAGUUGAAGGAAGCCGGCAUCCCCCGCAAACUCGCGCCCACGAUCGGCAUCGCCGUCGACGCCCGCCGCCUGGACACCAACCAAGAGACGCUGACGCUCAACGUGUCGCGGCUCAAGGCGUACAAGGCGCGCCUGAUCCUGUUCCCGCGCAAGUCCGGCCAGCACAAGAAGCUGGACUCGUCCGAGGGUGACGUGAAGAUGGCGACCGAGUCGGCGGAGAAGAAGGACGGCAAGCUCGUCACGUCGCUGCGAGCCCUCAUGGCCGUCGACGCCGGCGUCGGCCUCAAGCACGGGUUCCAGGAGGUCAAGAAGGGAGACAUGCCCGAGGGCGAGGAGGCCGCAUACCGGAAGCUGAGGCAGGCGCGCAGCGAGGCCCGCUUCGUCGGCGUGCGCGAGAAGAGGGCCAAGGCCAAGGAGGAGGCCGAGGAGGCCAAGAAGAAAUAAACCACCCUAAAAACCCCAACCACAAACAUGUCCCGCCCACUACUCCUCCUCCCCCGGCCAAAUGUCAACACGCCCACAACGGACGACAGUUGCCGGACUCGAGGAAUCAAGUUUCUCCAAGGGAACGCUGGUGUGGUUUUCGAUAUGAGCUUACGGUUAGAGAAAGGGCAGAGAGAGAGAGUGAGUGGAGGAGAACAUGGAGCUGGGAAGGAAGCAAGCAAGCAAGCAUGAUAUCCAUCCACGAGGCUCUGGCAUGAGACGAACGGGUUGUGUGCAGGUGUGUUGAAUGUGCAAAAACGGAGCAGUGCAAAAGCAGAUCAUGCAUGUCAUGUCCUUCCCCCCCUUUUUUUUUCCGCGCGAGGGAAGGAUUCGGAAGCAGUCGUUGUCGUCGUGUGCCACACCACGGCGAGGUUUUUCCUACUUCCUUUCCACCACCUUUGCAUGGCUUGCAAGAUCCGAGGAUGGGAUGGAGGGCUGCGCAUCAGGGCAUGGCAUAGAAAAAUGAAACAAUGAAAAAAACAUUCAGAGAUGGCAGCAAAUGCAAUGAAACCCACCUAAUCAUGAGGCCCUGGCUCCUAGCCAUGCGCAGUUCCACUUCCACUUCAAAUCGUCCCACCAACGUGCUUCGAAUUAAUCCUUCAGGACCAAAAAUAAGAAAAGUAACGUAUCAUCAAUGAAAUCGAUGUCUACAUGGGGUCCAAUGG
Cladophialophora immunda is the source of this 1486-nucleotide messenger RNA. RefSeq lists its product as uncharacterized. NCBI's taxonomy places the organism in Eukaryota, Fungi, Ascomycota, Eurotiomycetes, Chaetothyriales, Herpotrichiellaceae. Gene Ontology annotation, biological process: translation. Bases 105 to 782 code for a protein of 225 amino acids. The transcript is spliced from 2 exons. The record is from RefSeq and is a predicted model, not a curated record. Gene Ontology annotation, cellular component: cytosolic large ribosomal subunit; ribosome. Gene Ontology annotation, molecular function: RNA binding; structural constituent of ribosome.